Messenger RNA from Drosophila subobscura, 991 nucleotides. It is a transcript of the gene porin, whose product is annotated as voltage-dependent anion-selective channel. Gene Ontology annotation, biological process: monoatomic anion transmembrane transport. Gene Ontology annotation, cellular component: mitochondrial outer membrane. The record is from RefSeq and is a predicted model, not a curated record. The coding region runs from base 61 to 909 and encodes 282 amino acids. Gene Ontology annotation, molecular function: voltage-gated monoatomic anion channel activity. Lineage: Eukaryota; Metazoa; Arthropoda; Insecta; Diptera; Drosophilidae. The transcript has 4 exons.
CGUCUCUGUGUUUCUGUUCCUCUGCGUUUCGCACUUAAAUUAAAUUAAAACUUAUUAAAAAUGGCUCCUCCAUCAUACAGCGAUUUGGGCAAGCAGGCUCGCGAUAUCUUCAGCAAAGGCUACAACUUUGGCCUGUGGAAAUUGGACCUGAAGACCAAGACCCCUUCGGGCAUUGAAUUCAACACAGCUGGUCACUCUAAUCAGGAGUCGGGCAAGGUCUUCGGUUCCCUGGAGACCAAGUACAAGGUGAAGGACUAUGGCCUCACUCUCACCGAGAAGUGGAACACAGACAACACCCUGUACACCGAGGUGGCUGUGCAGGACCAGCUGCUCGAGGGUCUGAAGCUCUCGCUGGAGGGAAACUUUGCUCCCCAGUCUGGCAACAAGAGCGGCAAGUUCAAGGUUGCCUUUGGCCAUGAAUACGUGAAGGCCGAUUCGGACGUCAACAUUGAUCUGAAGGGUCCCUUGAUCAAUGCCUCUGCAGUGCUGGGCUACAAUGGUUGGUUGGCCGGCUACCAGGCCGCAUUUGAUACGCAACAGACCAAGUUGACCACCAACAACUUUGCCCUUGGUUACACAACCAAGGACUUUGUCUUGCACACAGCCGUUAACGAUGGUCAGGAGUUCAGCGGCUCCAUCUUCCAACGCACUUCGGACAAACUGGAUGUUGGUGUGCAAUUGUCGUGGGCCAGCGGCAGCAGCAACACCAAGUUCGCCAUCGGCGCCAAAUAUCAAUUGGGCGACGAUGCCAGCGUUCGCGCCAAGGUGAACAAUGCCAGCCAGGUGGGUCUCGGCUAUCAGCAGAAGUUGCGCGAUGGCGUGACCUUGACCCUGUCCACAUUGGUCGAUGGCAAGAACUUCAAUGACGGUGGCCACAAGAUCGGCGUUGGCUUGGAAUUGGAGGCUUAAGUCGAACAAUUUGUUUCCCCAAUUGAGGAAAAUAGUUAUCUACAAUCCCCACACUCCCAACAACAACAACAGAAACAGAAAA